AUGGUACAUGAGGCUUUGGCUGUGUCUGGGCGCGGGAAGCAGGGCGGCAAGGCUCGCGCCAAGGCCAAGACGCGCUCGUCGCGGGCCGGGCUGCAGUUCCCGGUGGGCCGCGUGCACCGCCUGCUCCGCAAGGGCAACUACGCCGAGCGGGUGGGGGCCGGCGCGCCGGUGUACCUGGCGGCCGUGCUGGAGUACCUGACGGCCGAGAUCCUGGAGCUGGCGGGCAACGCGGCCCGCGACAACAAGAAGACGCGCAUCAUCCCGCGCCACCUGCAGCUGGCCAUCCGCAACGACGAGGAGCUCAACAAGCUGCUGGGCCGCGUCCUGCCCAACAUCCAGGCCGUGCUGCUGCCCAAGAAGACCGAGAGCCACCGCCACAAAGUCCAGAGCAAGCAAUGUCUCACAAGCAGUAAAUCCAGCAAGUGACCUGCGCUUCCGGAG
Felis catus (domestic cat) is the source of this 441-nucleotide messenger RNA. It is a transcript of the gene H2AC2, whose product is annotated as histone H2A-beta, sperm-like. The transcript is spliced from 2 exons. The record is from RefSeq and is a predicted model, not a curated record. Bases 1 to 426 code for a protein of 141 amino acids. Gene Ontology annotation, cellular component: nucleosome. Lineage: Eukaryota; Metazoa; Chordata; Mammalia; Carnivora; Felidae. Gene Ontology annotation, molecular function: DNA binding; structural constituent of chromatin; protein heterodimerization activity.